GAAAAAAAAUAAACCUUACAAAUUCGAGCAAAACAGAAAUGUGCUAGUCGGAUGGUUACAAGCAGUGACAGAUUUUCCUAUUGAAUAGCGCAAAGUUUUUGAAAAGACGAAGGAAAAAUUGAAAGAAAAAAGCAGUGUGAAUUGAAGCCCGUUUAAAAUGAGUGCCAUAGUUGGAGCUGCAAAUGCGAUUGGCGGUGCUAUCACAGCAGCAAAUAGUGUGGGUUAUUUUAUUCCCAUGUUGGUGGCUGCCGUUGCAUACUAUCAAUACGAAGAGAUAAUGUCACCGGAGUCACGACCAAUUGACAUUCCCACGGAGCAUUUGCUCGACGAAUAUGACUUCAUCAUAGUAGGUGGUGGAUCAUCAGGAGCUGUCGUGGCAAAUCGAUUGACAGAGGUGGAAAAUUGGAAUGUGUUAUUGUUAGAAGCAGGCGGCGAUGAAACUGAAGUGUCUGAUGUACCGUUGAUGGCUGGCUUUUUACAACUGAGUCCGCUGGAUUGGAAAUAUAAAACGGAACCACAGGGAACGGCAUGUUUAGCUAUGAACGGUGGUCGCUGCAAUUGGCCGCGAGGCAAAGUAAUAGGUGGCUCAUCGGUCCUAAAUUACAUGAUUUACUUGCGUGGACACAAAAAGGAUUAUGAUAAUUGGGAAGCGAUGGGCAACACCGGAUGGGGUUAUAAAGAAGCGUUGUAUUACUUCAAGAAAUCGGAAGACAACACGAAUCCAUAUUUGGCAGCGAGCCCAUAUCAUUCAACCGGUGGUUACUUGACCGUUUCCGAAGCUCCAUUCCACACUCCAUUAGCAGCGGCUUUUGUUCAAGGUGGUGUCGAAAUGGGCUAUGAAAACACCGAUUUGAAUGGCGAAAAGGGAACUGGCUUUAUGAUUGCCCAAGGAACUGUUCGUCGUGGAAGUCGAUGCAGUUCUGCAAAAGCAUUCUUACGACCGGCACGUUUGCGACCGAAUUUGCACGUUGCCAUGCAUUCGCAUGUGACCCGCUUGAUGAUUGACCCGAAAACGAAGCGAGCAUUUGGUGUUGAGUUCGUUCGAGAUCGCAAACUCCAUUACAUUCGUGCAUCGAAAGAGGUUAUCGUGUCUGCUGGUUCAGUGAAUUCACCGCAGAUCUUGAUGCUUUCGGGCAUCGGUCCAAAGGCUGAAUUGGCAAAGCAUAAAAUUCCACUAAUCAAAGAUGCUCCAGUUGGUGAAAACUUACAAGAUCACAUCGGAAUGGGUGGUUUAACUUUUGCGGUGAAUCAAGAGGUGUCUAUCGUUGAAAGCCGGGUUCAAUCAGUGUCGACCGUUUUGCAAUAUGCCGUUUUUGGCGAAGGCCCAUUGACUAUUUUAGGCGGAGUUGAGGGAUUGGCGUUUGUCAAAACGAAAUACGCAAACGCUAGCGAAGAUGUGCCAGACAUUGAAUUCCACUUUGUCUCGGGUAGCACAAACUCGGAUGGAGGAAAUCAACUGCGAAAAGCACAUGGACUAACCCAAAAAUUCUACGAUGCUGUUUUUGCACCUUAUAACAACCGUGACACCUGGAGUAUUUUGCCAAUGUUACUUCGCCCAAAUAGCACCGGUACGAUUCGGUUGAGAAGCCGCAAUCCAUUUGACUAUCCGUACAUCUAUCCGAAUUACUUCUUCGAUGAAUCGGAUAUGAACACGCUCGUUGAAGGUGUCAAAAUUGCGGUGGCCGUUUCACAGACACAUUCAAUGCAACGCUUUGGUUCGAAAUUGGUUGCGUACAAAUGGCCUGGAUGCAAUCAAAUGAAAAUGUUCACGGACGAUUUCUGGAAGUGCAUGAUUCGACAGUACUCGGCAACCGUUUACCAUCCGGUUGGUACCUGUAAAAUGGGACCGUAUUGGGAUCCAACCGCUGUUGUCGAUCCAGAGCUACGAGUGUAUGGUGUUCGAGGAUUGCGUGUCAUUGACGCAUCUAUCAUGCCCAAACUUGUUGGAGCAAACACAAAUGCACCCGCCAUGAUGAUAGGCGAGAAAGGUGCUGAUAUGAUCAAAGAUUAUUGGAUCCAUCAAAUAACGGCCGGUUUCAAAUAAAAUGAUCACAUCAAAACGGUAUUUUGUUCGUGCGUAUUUACCCUGAAUAAUUUACCCAAUUUUAAAGGAAUUCCCACGCACCGAAGAACGAAUGACAAAUUUCCGUUGAACUAAUUUAUUUUCACGUAUUUUUCUUUCUAUUUUGGAUUUACAAACCAACAAACUAUUCAAAUAGACCGUCGAUUUGUAGAAUUUUUGAACCGCUCUCAAAAUUUGCUCUACUUUUUUUUUAAAUUACAAAAUAGCCGUUAAGUAAAUAAGUAGAAUAAUGUAAUUGUGAUAUUAAUUAAACAAAUGACAAACAACGAAUAUUCAAUUGAAAGAAGUAAAAAUGAAAUAAAUACAAAGGCAUUGAAAAUAAGGAGUUUGUAAAUGAGUUUAAAGUAAAGGACUUUGUAUGCGAGUGUAUUUGAGCUCAACAUUUGACCGAAACGAGUCUAUAUUUAUCUCAACAUUAAGGCAUGUGUAACAAAUGAAUAAAAAACAAUCUCAAAUAAUAUAU
Messenger RNA from Sitodiplosis mosellana (orange wheat blossom midge), 2546 nucleotides. RefSeq names its product glucose dehydrogenase [FAD, quinone]. The transcript has 7 exons. Lineage: Eukaryota; Metazoa; Arthropoda; Insecta; Diptera; Cecidomyiidae. The record is from RefSeq and is a predicted model, not a curated record. Gene Ontology annotation, molecular function: flavin adenine dinucleotide binding; oxidoreductase activity, acting on CH-OH group of donors. Bases 158 to 2044 code for a protein of 628 amino acids.